AUGUCCGACAGCCCAGAGUCCCGCCGUGUGACGGCCCUCACCACCGGCCCCUCACCACCGGCCCCUCACCACCGGCCCUCACCACCGGCCCCUCACCACCGGCCCCUCACCACCGGCCCUCACCACCGGCCCCUCACCACCGGCCCCUCAUCACCGGCUCCUCACCACCGGCCCUCACCACCGCCCCUCACCACCGCCCCUCACCACCGGCCCUCACCACCGCCCCUCAUCACCGGCUCCUCACCACCGGCCCUCACCACCGCCCCUCACCACCGCCCUCACCACGGCCCUCACCACCGCCCCUCAUCACCGGCUCCUCACCACCGGCCCUCACCACCGCCCCUCACCACCCCUCACCACGGCCCCUCACCACCGCCCCUCACCACCGCUCACCACCGGCCCCUCACCACCGGCCCCUCACCACCGCCCCUCACCACCGGCCCUCACCACUGGCCCCUCACCACCGGCCCUCACCACCGGCUCCUCACCACCGGCCCCUCACCACCGGCUCCUCACCACCGGCCCUCACCACCGGCCCCUCACCACCGGCUCCUCACCACCGGCCCUCACCACCGGCCCCUCACCACCGGCCCUCACCACUGGCCCCUCACCACCGGCCCCUCACCACCGGCCCUCACCACCGGCUCCUCACCACCGGCCCUCACCACCGGCCCCUCACCACCGGCUCCUCACCACCGGCCCUCACCACUGGCCCCUCACCACCGGCCCUCACCACUGGCCCCUCACCACCGGCCCUCACCACUGGCCCCUCACCACCGGCCCCUCACCACCGGCUCACUCUGCUACCACUGGAAGUUUCUUCUCAGACAGAAAAACAAUAAAAAAGCAGAUGAAAGCACAGCCUUCAGGGUUUUGUUGCAACGACCCUCUUUGGUCUGGUAUGACCGGUAG
Siniperca chuatsi (mandarin fish) is the source of this 912-nucleotide messenger RNA. RefSeq names its product extensin-like. NCBI's taxonomy places the organism in Eukaryota, Metazoa, Chordata, Actinopteri, Centrarchiformes, Sinipercidae. The transcript has a single exon. The record is from RefSeq and is a predicted model, not a curated record. The coding region runs from base 1 to 912 and encodes 303 amino acids.